UAAUCUGUCAUCUGUGGCAGUUAGUCGCAGAAAUGGCUGACUUACUGGUUGUACCAUUUAAAAAAUCUUCUGAUGUUGAUAUCGUAAAACCACUUAAAAAUUUGAUCCAAGCUAAUUACAAUAACAAAAAUGGCAGUGAAAAUGUAGGAGAUGCUAUCAUUGAACUUGGCCGACUUCGUACCAAUGCUAUAUGGAAAGUUUUUGAGAAGUCUUCGCUCGAUGUUCUUUACAGUUACUAUGACCAACUGGUGUCACUGGAAGGCAAAAUCCCAGCACACGAAGUUCAAAUUCCUUUUAAAUGGAAAGAUGCUUUCGACAAGGGUUCGAUAUUUGGUGGGCGAAUGAGCCUUACAAUCAGUUCCAUAGCAUAUGAGAAAAUGUGUAUUUUAUUCAACAUAGGCGCUAUGCAGAGUUCUAUUGCAGCUCAGCAACCUCUUGACACUGAGGAGUCUUUAAAACUAGCUGCUAAAAUGCUUCAGCAGGCAGCUGGAGUCUUUGCCUACCUUAAGGGGAACAUCAUGAUGGCUGUCCAUCAAGAAACAACACCAGACCUUAACCCUGACACUCUGAAUGCACUAUCACAGCUCAUGCUGGCUCAAGCACAGGAAGUAAUAGCCUAUAAGUGCAUCCGUGAUGAGAUGAAGGAAAGUAUGGUGGCAAAAGUGUGUGCCCAGUGUGAUGAGUUAUAUACUGAUGCACAGCGGUCUCUCCAGAAAGAAGGGGUCAAGGCUUUGUGGGAGCGAGACUGGAUUGCUACAGUGACAAAUAAACAGUCAACAUUUCGUGGGCUGACUCAUUAUUAUCAGGCAAAGGUGUGUCAUGAAAAUAAAUCUGUCGGAGAAGAGAUUGCCCGAUUACAGGUGGCGAUCGAUUUGUUGAAGAACAGCGGAAGCGGAUGGGGCGGUGGACGAGUGGCGGAUGUAGCGCGGGCUGCGACGCGAGGUCUGGCGGCGGCCACCCGCGACAACGACUUUAUCUACCAUGAACGUAUACCUGAAGCUGCCGCACUGGAGCCUGUCCCGCGGGCAUCUGUCGCCAAACCGCUCCCGCCGCCAUCCCGCUGGGAUUCCUCAUCGCGAGACCUGUUCGCCGACCUGCUGCCGUUGUCCGUCCACACCGCGCUGCAAGCCAGCUCCACUCGCUGUGGAGAGAUCGUCUACGCCGAGGUCGAUAAGCUGCGAGACGCCACGCAGCUGCUCAAUAGCAUUCUCGCAUCACUCAAUCUGCCAGCCUGCAUCGAGAGCGCCGCUCCCGGCUCGCUGCCGGAGUCAAUUCGCGAGAAAGCUCGUGCGGUGCAGGAGCGAGGCGGCGUCACGGCCUUGAGCUCGCUUAUGGCCGAAUUGCCGGAGCUGCUGCAGCGGAACCGAGACAUUUUGGGCGAAGCUGAUCGUAUGCUGCGGGAAGAGUCCGAGGCGGACGACGCCCUGCGCGCUCAGUUUGGAUCGCGAUGGUCUCGCACGCCAUCCGAGCGGCUCACGGAGGCCUUUCGCGCCAACCGCGACAAAUACACGCAGAUCAUCGACAACGCGGUGCGCGCCGACGCCAUCGUGCAACAGAAGUUCCAGCAGCACCGCGAGGCCAUGGAGUUGCUGAGCCGUGGGGGGGCGGCUCUCGAUGCUGAUGUUCCCGCUGCGCCGGCUUCCUCAGCCGCAUCCGAUGGAGAGCCGCUCGUUAAACUACGUACGCUUAUGGACUCCGUUGAAGCAUUGAAGGCGGAACGCGAUGAGAUCGAAAGCUUAUUGAAGGACUCGACCGUUGACUUGCGUGACAAGUUCAUAGCCGCUCUGGCGGAAGACGGAGCGUUGGAUGAGCCGGCGAUGUCGACAGCGGCCGUGGGUUCAGCGCUUGCGCCGCUGCAGCGUCGUGUCACAGAAACCCUGAAGACUCAGGAGCGGCUUGUGGCGGAGUUGCAGCAGGCACAUUCGGCUCUGAUGGACUCCCGCGGCGGCGCUAGCGGUCGGGACGCGGCUUUAGGCAAACUGUGCGCUGCGCACGAUGCUUAUCAGGAGUUGACUGGCAAUCUGCAGGAGGGUGUCAAAUUUUACAACGACCUUACACAGCUGCUCUUAGCUUUCCAAAACAAAGUGUCCGACUUCUGCUUCGCUCGUAAGACGGAGAAGGAAGAGUUGCUCAAGGAUCUAACUCAAGAGGCGUCCCGUCCCGCCCAACGAUCUGCCCCCGCGCCGCCCCAACAUCAUACUGAUUCUGCCGUAUCAGAGCCGGCAGUUACAAAGAAAGAAGCACCUCCUCGGCCCCCUCCCCCCACACCCUCAGUCAGUACACUACCAUACCCCGCCCAGCCUCAGGGCAUGCCCCUCCCGUAUGGUGCUCCAGCUGCGCCGUACCCAGUCUACGCCCCCAUGCCGGCCAUGUACAAUCCCUACGCUACGCUACCCUACCCCCAUCACAUGAGAGCUGCGCCACCGCCACAGCAGUACCAGCCCUACCAAUACCCGCCACCACCAGCUGGCUACCCGCACCCGCCAUCUGCCGGAUACAACCCCUACCCGCAGUAAUCGGGGAAGAUACUUUCAAUUUAUAUAGAAUGUUGAGUUGAAAAUGUUAAAUUUUAUUGUGUUGAGUCGCUCACAAAUGUUUUGAAUCAAUUAAAAUUAUUUUAAGAUAUUACUAGAAUUAGGUGUGUUUAAUCUGUGGUAGGUGCUACAACUGUUGAACAGUUUUAGCUAUUUCUAAUACAGGACUUUAUGCCUCGGUAAUAUGGCUUUUGCAUUAUAUGUAUGUUAUUCUUAUUUGCAUAAUUUAUAAUAACUUUGAAAUGAAAAAUGAAACAAUUCUGACAGUGUGUUUUGUAGCCAAUCACCUAAGCAUAGAAUUGUAAAGGUGCUCUAACAAUGCUAUGGCAAGUACAAGUUUUACAUCUAAAUUGCAUAAUAUGGGGCAGACAUCUUACAGGUUACAGCAAAUAAACAAGCAAACUUUUUAGUCUUAACGUUAGUCAAAUAUGACCCAAGUUCAGGCUUAAUUUUAUCUGGUAUUAGUAACAUUUAUAUUGACUAAUACAAGCUUGAAAUAUUUUAAUAAAACUUUUGCAAAUAAUUAAUAAAAUGGUUAAUUUAUAAAUAAUUAUUAUAUAAUGAAUUAUAUUUUAUAUUCUU
Messenger RNA from Pieris rapae (cabbage white), 3116 nucleotides. It is a transcript of the gene ALiX, whose product is annotated as programmed cell death 6-interacting protein. Gene Ontology annotation, cellular component: endosome. The record is from RefSeq and is a predicted model, not a curated record. NCBI's taxonomy places the organism in Eukaryota, Metazoa, Arthropoda, Insecta, Lepidoptera, Pieridae. Gene Ontology annotation, biological process: mitotic cytokinesis. Bases 33 to 2516 code for a protein of 827 amino acids. The transcript is spliced from 8 exons. Gene Ontology annotation, molecular function: protein binding.